AAAAUCUCUCGGAAAUUUAUAGAGUCAAGUGAAACUAGCCACUUAUUGUGUCUUAAAUUUUCAACAGUCCUUAGUCAAAAGCAAGACUUCUCACUUAAGUUUUACUCCUAUAACUUAAAACGUUCCUUUAUGCAAUCAGCAAAGGCUGUUCAAAAGAAGUCCACUACCCACACACACACACACACACAGAGUAGAAGAAGAAUGACGGACGCAAAGGUAGAAACGAUAUCAAGGUUAGCUCAAUGGAGGAUCGACAACUUCGGAGCAUCCACUUACAAGCGAUCCGACCCUUUUAAAAUUGGUAUCUGGAACUGGCACUUAUCAAUUGAAAAGAACCGGUAUUUGUAUAUUCGGUUGUUUCCAGAACCAUCUCGGCUUUCAAAAGAGCAGCUUCCUCCUCCCUUUGCUCGGUUUAUGCUCCGUGUCACCACCACCGGCACCAACCGUAGACCUCACAUAUCUCCUGUGUAUGAGAGGCUGCUUCGAACAAGUGAUGACUUUGUGUGGCCUAUUGAUUCUGCGUUACAAGGUCGAUUCAUCAUUGAUGUUGAGUUCCUUGACCUGAAGAUCUACUCACCAAAUGGUGGAGAAGGCAAAUCUAUAUGGCCCGAUGACAUUAUUUUGCAAGCUUUAGCUACCCAAAGUACUCUCCGGUGUCUCUCUCGUAUGCUUGACGAGUCCAUCCAUGCUGAUGUUACCAUAAAUACCGCUGAUGGAUCAGUGAAAGCUCACAGGGCGAUACUGUCUGCUAGUUCGCCUGUGUUCCACAGCAUGUUCCUCCACGAUCUCAGGGAGAAAGAGUCCUCUAUGAUUGACAUAGAAGACAUGUCAACAGAAUCAUGCACAGCCCUUCUCAGUUACCUGUAUGGGACCAUAAAACAAGAGGAUUUCUGGAAGCACCGGUUGGCACUUCUGGGUGCGGCAAACAAGUAUGACAUUGCAGAUUUGAAGAAUGCUUGUGAGGAAAGUCUCCUAGAAGACAUCAACUCGGGAAAUGUCCUCGAAAGAUUGCAAGAGGCUUGGCUUUACCAGCUAAAUAAAUUGAAGAAAGGUUGCUUAACGUAUUUGUUUGAUUUUGGCAAGAUUUAUGAUGUUAGGGAUGAAAUAAACAACUUCUUCAGACAGGCAGAUAGAGAUCUGAUGCUAGAGAUGUUUCAACAAGUGCUCACAGUUUGGAAGCCGGCGUAACCUGAUAUGAGGUUUUUGUCCAUAUCUGUAUGUAGAUAACUCUUAACUCUAGCUAUUACUAACCUGUAGCUUUCUAAGAAAGCCGUGUGGUGUCUUACACUAUUAUAAUCCGGUGUAAAUUUGUGGUACUAUUAAGUAUGCAACUGAGAUGGUUAGUGUUCUGUGCUGGCAUCUAUUAUGGGGAAUA
This is a messenger RNA of Nicotiana tabacum (common tobacco), 1375 nucleotides long. Its product is annotated as BTB/POZ domain-containing protein At1g21780. Lineage: Eukaryota; Viridiplantae; Streptophyta; Magnoliopsida; Solanales; Solanaceae. Gene Ontology annotation, molecular function: protein binding. The record is from RefSeq and is a predicted model, not a curated record.